Messenger RNA from Miniopterus natalensis, 3302 nucleotides. The record is from RefSeq and is a predicted model, not a curated record. NCBI's taxonomy places the organism in Eukaryota, Metazoa, Chordata, Mammalia, Chiroptera, Miniopteridae.
UAGGAUGACGGCCAGCCCAGAGAGCCUGUUCCCUUCUGGGGGCGACCUGGACUCCAACCAGUUACAGAUGGAGCCCGAUGAGGUGGACACUCUGAGGGAGGGAGAGGACCCAGCUGACCGGAUGCACCCCUUUCUGGCCAUCUAUGACCUUCAGCCUCUGAAAAUGCACCCCUUGGUAUUUGCCCCUGGGGUUCCUGUCACGGCCCAGGUGGUGGGCACUGAAAGAUAUACCAGUGGAUCCAAGGUGGGCACCUGCACUCUGUAUUCUGUCCGCUUGACUCAUGGCGACUUUACCUGGACAACCAAGAAGAAGUUCCGUCAUUUCCAGGAGCUACAUCGGGACCUCCUGAGACACAAAGUCUUGAUGAGUCUGCUUCCUCUGGCUCGCUUUGCUAUUCCCUAUCCUCCAGCCCGGGAGGCAGCCGACAGAGAGAUACCGUCCCUACCCCGAGCAGGUCCUGAGGGCUCCACCAGACAUGCAUCCAGCAAACAGAAAUACUUGGAGAAUUACCUCAAUCGCCUCCUGACCAUGUCUUUCUACCGCAACUACCACGCCAUGACAGAGUUCCUGGAAGUCAGUCAGCUGUCCUUUAUCCCAGAGCUUGGAUCUAAAGGACUGGAAGGGGUGAUCCGGAAGCGCUCUGGGGGCCACCGUGUUCCUGGCCUUAACUGCUGUGGCCGAGACCAAGUUUGCUAUCGCUGGUCCAAGAGGUGGCUGGUGGUGAAGGAUUCCUUCCUGCUGUACAUGUGCAUCGAGACAGGCACCAUCUCAUUUGUUCAGCUCUUCGACCCUGGCUUUGGCGUGCAGGUGGGGAAGAGGAGCACAGAGACACGGUACGGGGUCCGGAUCGACACCUCCCACAGGUCCCUGAUUCUCAAGUGCAGCAGCUACCGGCAGGCACGGUGGUGGGGCCAGGAAAUCACUGAGCUGGCCCAGGGCCUGGGCAGAGACUUCCUGCAGCUGCACCGGCAUGACAGCUAUGCUCCGCCCCGGCCUGGGACUUUGGCACGGUGGUUUGUGAAUGGGGCAGGUUACUUUGCUGCUGUGGCAGAUGCCAUCCUGCAAGCUCAAGAGGAGAUUUUCAUCACAGACUGGUGGUUGAGCCCUGAGAUUUAUCUGAAGCGUCCAGCCCAUUCAGAUGACUGGAGACUGGACAUUAUGCUCAAGAAGAAGGCGGAGGAGGGUGUCCGUGUGUCCGUACUACUGUUUAAGGAAGUGGAGUUGGCCUUGAGCAUCAACAGUGGCUAUAGCAAGAGGGCUCUGGUGCUGCUGCACCCCAACAUAAAGGUGAUGCGCCACCCAGACCAUGUGACAUUGUGGGCCCAUCAUGAGAAGCUCCUGGUGGUGGACCAAGUCGUGGCCUUCUUGGGAGGUCUGGAUCUCGCCUAUGGCCGCUGGGAUGACCUGCACUACCGACUGACUGACCUUGGGGAUUCCUCUGAAUCAGCUACCCCACAGCCACCUACCCCGUGCUCAGACUCUCCAGACAUCUCUCAUAACCAACUCUUCUGGCUGGGCAAGGACUACAGCAAUCUUAUCACUAAGGACUGGGUACAGCUGGACCGGCCUUUUGAAGAUUUCAUUGACAGGAAGACCACAGCCCGGAUGCCAUGGCGGGAUGUUGGGGUGGUUGUCCAUGGCCCACCUGCCCGGGACCUGGCCCGGCACUUCAUCCAGCGCUGGAACUUCACUAAGACUACCAAGGCCAAGUACAAGACACCCAUGUACCCCUACCUGCUGCCCAAGUCUACCAGCACCGCAAACCAGCUCCCCUUCACACUCCCAGGGGGGCAGUGUGCCACCGUGCAGGUCUUGCGGUCAGUGGACCGCUGGUCAGCAGGGACUUUGGAGAACUCCAUCCUCAAUGCCUACCUGCACACCAUCAGGGAGAGCCAGCACUUCCUCUACAUUGAGAAUCAGUUCUUCAUUAGCUGCUCAGAUGGACGGACAGUUCUGAACAAGGUGGGCGAUGAGAUUGUGGACAGAAUCCUGAAGGCCCACAAACAGGGGCAAUGCUUCCGAGUCUACGUGCUUCUGCCCCUGCUCCCUGGAUUUGAGGGUGACAUCUCCACAGGUGGUGGUAACUCCAUCCAAGCCAUUCUGCACUUCACUUACAGGACCCUGUGUCGUGGAGAAUAUUCAGUCCUGCAUCGCCUCAAAGCAGCCAUGGGGACAGCAUGGAGGGACUAUAUAUCCAUCUGUGGGCUCCGAACACAUGGAGAGCUGGGUGGGCACCCAGUCUCAGAGCUCAUCUACAUCCACAGCAAGAUGCUCAUUGCUGAUGACCGGACAGUCAUCAUUGGCUCUGCGAACAUCAAUGACCGGAGCCUGCUGGGGAAGCGGGACAGUGAGCUGGCCGUGCUGAUUGAGGACACGGAGAUGGAGCCAUCCCUCAUGGAUGGUGCAGAGUACCAAGCGGGCAGGUUUGCCUUGAGUUUGCGGAAGCACUGCUUCAGCGUGGUUCUCGGGGCAGAUGCCCGGCCAGACCUGGAUCUCCGAGACCCUGUCUGUGAUGACUUCUUCCAGUUGUGGCAAGACACGGCUGAGAACAAUGCCAAUAUCUAUGAGCAGAUCUUCCGCUGCCUGCCAUCCAACGCCACACGUUCCCUGCGGGCACUCCGGGAGUACGUGGCUGUGGAGCCCCUAGCCAUGGUCAGCCCUCCCUUGGCCCGGUCUGAGCUCACCCAGGUCCAGGGCCACCUGGUCCACUUUCCCCUCAAGUUCCUGGAGGAUGAGUCUUUGUUGCCCCCCCUGAGUAGCAAGGAGGGCAUGAUGCCCAUAGAAGUGUGGACAUAGCUUAGGCUCCAGCCAGAAGAUGUCACCAGCUGCUGGGCUCCACCAAGUCUGGCUCCCUGCCCCCUGCCCCUGAGGACUGAGGACAGUGCCCUUUGAGACCUGUGGGAGGCAGCAUCUCUGAAGGGGAUGAGAGAACUGACAGAGGACCCUUUCUUGAGAAGCAGCCAAAGAGGACACUCCCAACCCUGGGCUGGGGAGGCAGGAGAGGGUCUCAGAGAAGUUCACCUUCCCUGCUGCCCAGUUCAAACCACUGCUACAGAGGAGAAGCGGAACUCCUGCCAGGAUGCUGGGCAAGCCUUCCCAUCUCUCCCUUCCUCUGCCCCAGGGCCUCUCCCAGCCCACCCUUGCCCGGGUGGAGAGAAGAAUGAAGGCACUCCUGGCUUCAGCCCCCACAGUGGGGAGAGGCGGAGGCUGCACACUGAUUCCCUCCGCCAGCCUGCUGACAGACACUAAUUUUGUAUCAGUUCAAUAAGCGUUUCAUAAAUAAAAGUGUAGGAAAAAUCCA